Molecule: messenger RNA, 907 nt
Organism: Branchiostoma floridae (Florida lancelet)
Lineage: Eukaryota; Metazoa; Chordata; Leptocardii; Amphioxiformes; Branchiostomatidae
Product: N(G),N(G)-dimethylarginine dimethylaminohydrolase 1-like
Exons: 5
Coding region: 92-904 (270 amino acids)
Biological process (GO): arginine metabolic process; positive regulation of nitric oxide biosynthetic process
Molecular function (GO): amino acid binding; dimethylargininase activity
Source: RefSeq, a predicted model, not a curated record
CAUUCUACAAGUGCUUUGCCCUAGCUAACGUUACAACCGUUGACUUAUGGCAUUGAGAUGACCUUGACACCUGACCCCCAGCUUCGACAAGAUGGCGGCGUACGGGCGGUACCAUACGGCGGUAGUACGGGGCAUUCCCAAGUCCGUGCGGUACCAGGCGUUGACCCAGGCCGAGCAGAAGGACUACGUAGACGUGGAGAAGGCCCGACAGGAGCACGAGGUGUACGUACAGACGCUGCGGGACCUCGGGCUGAGGAUAGUGGAGAUCCCAGCCGACGAGGAGCACCCUGACUGCCCGUUUGUGGAGGACUGCGCCGUGGUGUGUAAUGGUACCGCUCUGGUGACACGGCCGGGACAUCCCAGCAGGAGGGGAGAGGUCCAUGCCGUGAAGAAGGUUCUAGAGGAUGACCUUGGGCUGGAGGUGGUGCACAUGGUGGAGGACGAGGCCACUAUGGACGGAGGGGACGUCCUCUUCACAGGGAAGGAAUUCUUCGUCGGUUUGAGUAACCGCACGAACGAGGCCGGGGCGCGCAUCCUGGCGGAGACGUUUCCCGACUACAGUGUAACUACCAUCCCGGUCGCCAGGGGGCUCCACCUGAAGUGCUUCUGCACCAUGGCGGCGCCUGACGUCAUGGCGGUGGGGGAGGGACCGGAGGCGCAGAAGGCGUGGCAGGAGAUCCGGGAGCGUGGCGAACACAAGUACUCCCUGCUGAAUAUCCCGGAUGACGGGGCCGCCAACUGUAUGUUCGUGAAUGGGACCAUGAUUCACGCAGCCGCAGAGCAGUUUCCAAAGAGUGCAAAGACGUUCACGGCAGCUCACCUGAAGUACCCCCGGGUCCAGGUAUCGAACAAGGAGCUGGCCAAGGUGGACGGAUCUCUCACCUGCUGCUCCCUGCUCAUCUAAGAA